Menidia menidia (Atlantic silverside) is the source of this 366-nucleotide messenger RNA. Lineage: Eukaryota; Metazoa; Chordata; Actinopteri; Atheriniformes; Atherinopsidae. The record is from the annotation of a GenBank genome assembly.
AUGAAGCUGCUCCUGGCCGGCGUUGUUCUUAUUUUAAUUGUGGAAUCCGAGGCUCAAUGGUACAACUUUCCUAUUGAAGCUGCACAAGGAGCCUAUGAUAUGGGCCGGGCCUACCUUGAUAUGAGGGAGUCCAAUUGGAAGGAAUCUGACAAAUACUUUCAUGCCAGAGGAAACCAUGACGCUGCGGGAAGAGGAGCAGGAGGCAAAUGGGCUGCGGAGGUAGUCAGUGACGGACGAGAGUGGGUACAAGGAAAACUGGGUCAUGGUGCCGAGGAUACUGAGGCCGAUCAGCAGGCAAAUCGACAUGGGCGUGAAGGGGGAAAUCCCAAUGUUUACAGACCACCAGGUCUUCCUGAAAAAUAUUGA